UUAAGUUUUGUGUUUUUGUUCGUUUUGUAUUUUCUGUGUUGUUGUGGAGCUAUAUAGGAGCUCCUAGGUUGGUUGUAUUGUUGUAUAUUUGUUGUAUGUGUUAUUUUCUGGAAUAUAAUAACAUUAAAGCCAAGUGACUAUAAAUUAAUAAACACAAGGGAAAAUUCCAAACAAACAUUUACAAUUUGUUUUUAUUCACAACAAAAAACACUACAUAACCGUUUUAUAGAAUAAAAGGGUACAGGAUAUUACUAUUUGUUAAGGGGUAUUGUUGAUUGUUUUUAUCAAAGUGCAUUCCUACAGAUGUCAGUACUCUACAAAGAAUGUUUAAAUCUCAUUAAAAAUAGUGAGGUUAUGUAUCAACAGAGUAAUUUAAAAAAAGUAGUUUUUUAAAAAAAAAUUCACAAGUAUUUGAACUGUUUUGGAGUUUAUUGUUGGUUAUGAAAUCAAAAAUUAAAAUGGAUAUGUUAAUUGGAAUAUUAUUUGCUGUUAUAAUGGUUGUUGAUAAUAUUGUUGGUGUUCAAAUUAAUUAUGUACGUGUACCACCUGCUGUUCGAAAUAAUUCUGGUCAUCCAGUGGUAUUGGACUGUGAUUAUACGGUAAAACCAGAUGAUACUGGUCUAGUAAUAAAAUGGUUUUUAAAUGGUGCACCAGCUGCAGUCUAUCAAUGGAUACCACCGAAGCGACCACAAAGUUUAGGUCCAUUACGUGGCCGUUUAGAUUUAAAUUAUAAAGUGUCUGACGAUCCAAAUACAAUGCAUCGAGCGUUGAAAAUCUUAAACCCAACAACAGACAUAUCAGGGGAAUAUAAAUGUUUUGUAUCGACGUUCAAUGAUGAGGAUUUUAGCGCGAGAAAUAUGAUUGUAUUCGAACCAGAACAGCAGCUCGUACUACGUCAAAGUCCACCACUUUUAGGGGUGGUAAAUAUCUCCUGUCGAGCGACCGCUGUGUAUCCCCAGCCGCACAUUACCAUCUACAAUGAUCCUGACAAAAAGUCCAGAAAGUCAAUUCCCGAUGCAGAGGUAACGUCACGAUUACGAAAUGAUGGACGAUAUGAUGUAACUGUAACAGCAACGGUUAGUGAAACAGAAUUAACAUCAGCGUCAGUAUUUGACUGUGAAAUGUCAAUACCAAAUACAAAUUAUAAAAAAAGAACAAGUCGUGUUUAUUAUCCAGAAGGAAGCGACUACUACAGUGGUAGUGAAAAACUGAAAACAAGUGGUUAUCAUAUAUUAAGUGCAGUUCCUUUAGUCAUUUAUCAAUUAUUAAAAUUCACAGAAACAUUCCACUGUUAAAAUUUAGU
Molecule: messenger RNA, 1303 nt
Organism: Chrysoperla carnea
Lineage: Eukaryota; Metazoa; Arthropoda; Insecta; Neuroptera; Chrysopidae
Exons: 6
Coding region: 441-1295 (284 amino acids)
Source: RefSeq, a predicted model, not a curated record